Alternaria metachromatica is the source of this 1086-nucleotide messenger RNA. RefSeq lists its product as uncharacterized. Gene Ontology annotation, molecular function: iron ion binding; monooxygenase activity; oxidoreductase activity, acting on paired donors, with incorporation or reduction of molecular oxygen. The transcript is spliced from 4 exons. The record is from RefSeq and is a predicted model, not a curated record. Lineage: Eukaryota; Fungi; Ascomycota; Dothideomycetes; Pleosporales; Pleosporaceae. Bases 1 to 1086 code for a protein of 361 amino acids.
AUGAGCACCACCGACCCCAAGAAGAAGAUCGAGAAAUCAAAAUACAUAGCCGCGGCAUAUACCGUCUCCAACCUGCUCCGAUCUGAGGAGCACAUUGACCACACCUUCGAAACCUUUCUCGAUUGGAUGAACAAAUACGCAUCCGCGAAGAAACCAAUGCAUCUCAACACCUACAUCUCCUACCUAACCUUCGACGUAAUCGGCGAAAUCGUCUUCUCCAAACCCUUCGGUUUCCUCGCCCAAGGCAAAGACAUCGGUAACUCCAUCUCAAACUCCCUCGCUCUGAACGCGUAUAUUGCCGUAGCGGGCUACUUCCGCUGGAUCAACAUCGCCCUGCUAGCCAACCCAAUUAUGACAUGGUUGUCCAUCUUACCUAUGGGCCACCUCUUCGAUACUGUCACGUCUGUGUUAGCCGAUCGAGAGAAGAAUGAGAAUGUAAGGUAUGAUGCUGUUCAGUACUGGUUUAAGCAGCACGAGAAGCAUCCGGAUAAGUUUACCGUUCGGGAGAUUGGCACGCAGGCGCUUGCAGCUGUGGGAGCCGGGUCUGAUACGGUGGCUGCGGGGAUACAGUCUUUUAUUUAUCAUAUGAUUCGGCAUGAGAAUGCGUGGGAGCGAGCGCAUGAGGAGGUUGUGAAAGCAGUAGAGAAGGGAUUUUUCGUACAAGCCUGCGUAAAAGAAGCGCUUCGCAUCUUCGGUCCAGUGCCCAUGGGUCUUCCGCGUAUAGCGCCUAAGGGAGGCUUGACGUUUGGCGAUCGCACUAUACCCGAGAAUACGAUCGUAUCAAUCAAUCCAUGGGUGAUGCACUACUCGAAGGAGAUUUGGGGUGCCGAUGCGCAUGUGUUCAAUCCAGAUCGCUGGUUAGCAGAGGAUAGCACUACGAAGGAGAAGUAUUGGAUACCUUUUGGUGCAGGUUACGGCGGCUGUCCAGGCCAAAACAUCGCUAAGAUUGAACUCGCGAAGAUCGCAGCGACGUUAGUCAGAGACUACAAGAUCAAGCAAGUAGACCCUACACAAGACUGGCAGUGGAAAGCCUACUUCACGGUUGUCCCGCAUUCAUGGCCAGUAUACAUCGAGAAGAGGGUAUGA